AAAAUUUUUCGCAUCAUAACCAGUGUUAAUAUUUCAAUUUUGUUUUAUUUCUUUUAGAUAAGUCUUUUCCCAUUCAGCUCAUUUUUUGUUCAAAUGAGUUUUUACUAUUAUUUAGAUCUCUUUUUGUUUUGCAAAGUGUGGUGGAUAGUUACAUUUUUCCCACAUGGACUACAUGCCUACAGCAAAGAAGGUGAUUACGCUGUGUUACGUGGCGCUAUCAUUCGAAUGGAUUGUGUUCCCAUGGGUUUUCAGAUUUAUGGGGGAAGGGACAUCGGUGCUUCUUACAACUGGACUUAUGAAGAUGGUAACGAACUGGUGAAUGCUCGAUUUACAAAAUUUCGAAAUGGUCAACUUGAAAUCACCAAUGCCCACAUUGGAGACAGUGGGGUAUACAAGUGCAAAUACAUACCAUCUUCGCGUAUGAUUUCAGCAAGUCAAGGCAGCCAUGUGUUUGAACAUAAACUCAUGGUUUACGAAAUAUCGGGUCGCAAAUUUGUUUCUCGAGUAUACCUUGACAUGUCCGAGACCAGCAUAGAAGUUGCGUUGACGAUGCUCCGAGAUUUGAUGGUGGCAACAGUCUGUCGCCAUGAUCUGUGCUUCCCGGAUGAAAUCAAAACACCAAAAUGUGAGUUUCUUGAAUCGAAAAAGCAAGUGUGCGAAUUCUCUAUACCCUAUGAAGCUGUGAACCAAAUAGCAGAUGAGAGAUGCCAGGAAGACUGCGUAAGAGAAAACAUGCUCUCUGCACUUAAAAAGGCCGAAAAAAAUCUGGAAACAAGUCUAAUGAGUAUGUCCGAAAACGAAAAUAGCCACCUGAAAGCUGACAUGGUAACUUUUGAGACGCAGCACUUGAUUACAUGCAAGGCCGGAUUUCACCUCAUCAAAUCGCACUUUAAAAGAUGUUUUCCUUGCCACCCAGGCACUUAUAGCAAGGCUAAUAGCCUGACAUGUGACAUGUGUAGUGUCGGAUUUUACCAAGAACGCUACGGGAAGCACGAGUGUGAGAAAUGUGAGGAAGGCAAGACGACGGAGACUAUGGGAGCAAAGUCAAAAGAGGAAUGUGUACCAGAAGAAAAUAAAGGAAUUUUAAAUGGCAUCAAAGAAGGAAUUUUGUCCAUAUUUACUGGCUGAAAUAAGAUGAGUCUCGUGAAGCACUUGAAAGAAAUAUUACGUUAACAGUGGGCAGACUUUCUUUUAUUUCGUCGUAUAUAAUGCCUUUGUCAAUUAAAAAUAUUCUAAGAACGUUAAAGUUGGAAUGUGAAGCCUAAGUAUGCUUAAAAUAAAUAGCUAUAAAAUAAAACUGAAUUAAUAUAUAAUUAAAAUAUUUAUUGUAUAUAAAAUAUGUGCUAUUAAAAUAAUGAGUAAAAGAUUUGUUGCAAACAAAA
Stegodyphus dumicola is the source of this 1382-nucleotide messenger RNA. RefSeq lists its product as uncharacterized. The record is from RefSeq and is a predicted model, not a curated record. Lineage: Eukaryota; Metazoa; Arthropoda; Arachnida; Araneae; Eresidae.